This is a messenger RNA of Trichoderma harzianum CBS 226.95, 473 nucleotides long. RefSeq lists its product as hypothetical. Bases 36 to 389 code for a protein of 117 amino acids. The record is from RefSeq and is a predicted model, not a curated record. The transcript is spliced from 2 exons. Lineage: Eukaryota; Fungi; Ascomycota; Sordariomycetes; Hypocreales; Hypocreaceae.
CCUAGUUCAAUAAACUGCCGCCACCAAUAAUCAUCAUGCGCGCCGCCGUCGUUCUCGCAGCUCUUAGCAGCCUCGUCAUGGCUGCCCCUGCGGCUGGCCAUGACAACGAGAUCGGUGUCAUUUUCACCUACACCAACGGAUCUCAAUCUGAGAUGAAGUGGGUUCAGGACAGCAUCUCCCAGGUGCCUCUCAACAGCGGUGGCAUUGUUGACAAUGUCUUCGUCGAGCCACUUGCGAACCCUGCCCUCCCCGGCAGAUACUUUGGUGCUCGCUGCGCUUUCCUGGAUGCGCUGAGCCGCGGUCUGGGAGUGGGUCAGGUGAAUGGACCUGGAACCAUCAUUCUCGAGUCCAAGGAUGUUAUCGAGUAUGUUCAAUGCAACACUGACUGAGUCUUGUUUGGGAGGAUGGGUAUACCUGGUGGUAGUGGAUUGUAAUUAGCCGUUGUCUGAGCAUGAAUGAUACCUCUUUGUUCU